Molecule: messenger RNA, 1677 nt
Organism: Hippocampus zosterae (dwarf seahorse)
Lineage: Eukaryota; Metazoa; Chordata; Actinopteri; Syngnathiformes; Syngnathidae
Gene: cenpo
Product: centromere protein O
Exons: 6
Coding region: 146-1009 (287 amino acids)
Cellular component (GO): kinetochore; Mis6-Sim4 complex
Source: RefSeq, a predicted model, not a curated record
CUUUUUCGACUUUGACGUUUGUGGGCGGGGCUUUCAUCGAUGACGAGCGGAAGCCGCUAAAAUCAAAACUAGUUGCGAAACGCCCGUCAAUGCACAGCAAGUUGACAUUUCCGCGAUAAAACAAAGUGACGGACGCCCUCUCAACAUGGAGCAGAAGAAAGGAGUUUUAAGUCACCUGAGUGCGCUGGAGGUUCGGGCGAGGAGCCGCCAAGUCCAGCCCCGGCAGCGGAGUCGCGUGGAGGAGCUGCGGGCUCGCGCGAAGGCGCUGACCGUCCAAAGGGACCGGCUGAAGACGGAGAUCCACUCACACAAGCACAUUGAAAAACACAAGACACGACUGAACAAUCUGGGUGCAGCGGCAGCAGAAGAAGAAAUGGAGACUGAAGACAAUGAGAAUGAACAACUUUUGCAUCUGAUUGCCAGAGUAAUGCAGUUGAAACAGCUUCUGUAUGCUCAUCACAUCAUUGGUGGCUACGACAUCACCGAGAUCCGCAGGGGGAGAGGCAUCUGUGUGACUCUGUCGACCGCCUACGAGGGCGUCUAUCUGGAAACGUACAACAUGGAGUUGGACGUCAGGCCGACGCUGAAAAUCAGUCGCCACAAUGUGCCGCCGUUUAUCCCACUGGGCGAGCUUUGCGAGCCGGCCGGUCGGCAGAAGGACCUCAGGGGCUUCCUGGACCCGCUCAUGACGCGCCUCAACGCCUUCGCGGGCCGCAGACAGCAGCUGAGGCUUGUUAAGGAGCUCCAUCCAUCGGUGACGGUGAUGGAGAGCAACAUGCUGUGUUCCAUCCUGGUGCUCUUGCUGAGCACGCCAAGAGAGAAGACGUCACUGCUCUGCACCCUCAGCUAUACGGACCACACCAGAUGUCUGCCCAAGGGGGUCCACUUUGACUGUGAAGACAAGGAGCUUCUGGAGUCUUCCAGGUGGAAAAACAACCGCAAGCUUCUCAUGGAGACGCCAGUUCACAAAGCUUUGGGCGCCAUGAAAAAUAUGGAUUGCAUCGCUUAGGCGUCAUACACACUCCCACUUAUCGUUUUUGUCCUGGAGCCUCUGAAUGAAUUCCAUCACCUUAUCGUGCAAGCGCUCCCUCUGAAUGAGCCUCGUCUUCUCCACCUGCUCCCGAGCCUCCCGCCGCCGCUUCUCCAUCUCCCUUUCCGAUAUGGUGUCGAUGGCGGCGAUGCUUUUCACUUGCACAAACGACAAGCUCCUCCGCAGACGUACUCCACCGCUGCUCGCCAGGGGUGCCGACACGGACCUCGGAACCUCGGUCUCCACGCGGGUGAUUAUUUCCUUCAUGGCCACGUCCACCGUGGCUUUGGGCUCGCAAGCCUUCACCAUCAGCACCCGCCUACGCUCGCUUCGCAGCCAGUGUUGUCGUCGUUGCAGCAUUCGGCAGGUGUACCUGAAUUCUUUUUCCAGCCGGUCCAGCUUGAGACGAAAAUCUCGUUCGUCCUUCUGGUUGAGCACCCUCAGCUGUACUACUCUUGGCUCCAUUAGUCCUUAUGGAGCGUUUCUCUCAAUGCUUUUUUUUGUUUUAACCCCGUGUUUUCUCCAACUGAAGCCAUUUGCUGCCAUGGCUCUGUCACUGCGUGUAAUGUGAUAUACCCAUUGUGUUUGAGGUUGUCGGUAAUCUUGCAGUGGCACGAAGCUUGCUAGAUUGUGUUUCAAGAGGCCUA